UGGAUCCAGUCUACAAUGAAGAUUGUGGAAAUGGAUUCUACUAUUCAAAAGAAAAAAGAAUUCCAUGUUAUUUGUCAUGCAUGCCCAAAGUUGAAUGGGACCUGAGUUGGAAGAGGAGCGUAAAGACAGAGUAGCCCUGAAAUCUGAAACAAUUAGCAAUACCUGCUCCAAGUAUCCUCCUACAGGGUACAAAUGCACAGACACAAGACACAGAGAGAGGCACAAAUGUCAAAUGAAGAAUCAGAUGCCACCACCAACCCAACCACCAAACAUAGCAGAGCAGAAACUCAGCUCAUCAAGUUGCAAGCUUCUUGCUUGCUAAGAGUCACAGCUCACGAUUAAGCUCCCUCCUAGCCAGAUCUCAAGUCGCAAUCUUCGAGCCAGAUCGACUAUAUUGAUGGCUUUUGUGUUGUUCAAGGACAGCAUGAAGCAGAGGCUGCAGGGCUUGUCGGGCCUCUCCUGCUCGUCCCCGGCCUCCACCUCCGUUGUCGUCGCCUCCGGCCGCACCAUCGACCGCCACUCCCCGCACGUCGGGGACCCUCGCAGGCGUCUCGCGUCAUCCGUGCCAAGGCCACCCACCAAGCCCAACUCUUCCAGUACCACUAGCGAUUCUUCAUCCUCCUCCAUGAAGCAGCAGCAUCGGCAGCUGUACCACGAUCACGGCGGCAACAAGAAGAAGAAGAACACUACAGCAGCUGCUAGGUCAUCGACGUCAGAGAAGAAGAAGACGAUGCAGCAGGAGAGCCCCGCAAGAUCCUCCAGGUUCCUGCUCAACUCCUCCAGGCUGCAGGAGCCCGACGACGACAUCACCAUCCUCGACUCCAUGCCCACGUUCGUCGACAGUACAUUCCGUGGCCGCGGCGAUGCCGCGCUGCUUGUUCCCGGGACCCAGGAGGCACUGCCGGGGCGAUUAGCGGAGUCCUCCGCAGGUGCAGGGUCUUCCUUCUCGUCGUCCUCCUUCUGGUCGUCGUCGGAGACAGGAGGCGGUGUCGCCGGUGCCGGUGCAGCAACUAGAGUUAGAGACGAUGACAUGAAGGUCAUCACGAGGUCUUGCUCAAUGAUAACACGGGAGCACCAGGUGGUGGUUUUGAGGGUGUCGCUGCACUGCAAGGGCUGCGCUGGCAAGGUGAAGAAGCACAUCUCCAAGAUGGAAGGCGUUACGUCUUUCGACAUCGACAUCGCGACGAAGAAGGUGACGGUGGCGGGGGACGUCACGCCGCUGGGCGUGCUCAACAGCAUCUCCAAGGUGAAGAGCGCGCAGUUCUGGCCGGACUCCGCCUCUCCGCCGCGCGCCUCCGCCUCCUUCUGACCAGCUUGAUUGGAGGCAACAGCACUCACAACUCUUUCUAUUAGUUUCUUGCUAUUAGAUUUGGAACAGGCGCUAGGGUUCUGCUCUGCGUUUGUGCAAUCCUGCUGCCUAUGUGCUCUUGGUGAUGUAUCCAGUAGUAUUAGUUCUGUA
Messenger RNA from Phragmites australis (common reed), 1459 nucleotides. Its product is annotated as protein SODIUM POTASSIUM ROOT DEFECTIVE 2-like. The transcript is spliced from 3 exons. Lineage: Eukaryota; Viridiplantae; Streptophyta; Magnoliopsida; Poales; Poaceae. The record is from RefSeq and is a predicted model, not a curated record. Gene Ontology annotation, molecular function: metal ion binding. The coding region runs from base 398 to 1309 and encodes 303 amino acids.